AUGCCCCUGAGGGACCCCACCAGCCAGCGGAGGACUCGUGAGGAGAGGAGUCUCACUAUGAUUCGGAAAGACACCAAAGGUAAGAGACAGGACAGCAGGAGAGAUAAGAAGCGUGCAAUACACAGGAGGAUGACCUGUCCCAGUCCUCAGGAGAUAAGUCGUGCCCUCCAGAACCCACAGGCUUCCCCGGCUUCCUCCUUCAUCCGUGCCGCCAACCUGGACGACCUCAUCCAGCGAUGCCUGCAAUGCUUCGACAUGGAGGGGAAGUUGACCAGGGGCUCUCAGCUGGUCCACAUGACUCUGAUGAUGCAUAACUGGGUUGUCUCGUCUCACACCUUCGCACACAAGUUACUUUCUCUCUAUAAGGACUGCCCAGUGGAGAAGCGAGCACAGAAGCGACCCCAGAUCUGCCACUUUAUCAGGCUGUGGAUAAGCCAGUUCCCAGCUGUGUUUGAAGCUGACCCACUGUUGGAGGAGGUGAUGGGUGACCUGUGGGCUCUGGUGCAGGUGGAUGGGAAAGAUCCGCACAGCCAGCUCAUUGACCAUUCCUACUUAAACCCCCCUGUGAAUAUUUCCCAAACACCUUCACCCUCAGUAAAGAAGAGGAAGGUCUCCCUGCUGUUUGACCACAUGGAACCAGACGAAAUGGCCGAACACCUCAGCUACCUGGAGUUUAAAAACUUCUGCAGCGUCUCUUUCUUGGACUACCGCAGUUAUGUGGUUCAUGGUUCAGUGCGAGGGAACCCUGCACUGGAGCGCUCAGUUAUGCUGUGUAACGGAGUGUCUCAGUGGGUGCAGCUAAUGAUCCUGAGCAGACACACAGCGCAGCAGAGAGCAGAGGUCUUCACCAAGUUCAUCCACGUGGCACAGAAGCUGCGGUCCCUGCAGAAUUUCAAUACACUGAUGGCAGUAAUAGGGGGCCUGUGUCACAGCUCCAUCUCUCGUCUCAAAGACACGGCCAGCCUGCUUUCCUCGGACGUCACAAAGACUCUGAGUGAGCUGACGGAGCUGCUCUCCUCCUACAGUAACUACACUAACUACCGCCGCGUGUACAGCGAGUGUACGGGCUUUAAGGUGCCCAUUUUGGGUGUGCACCUGAAAGACCUGAUCUCUCUAAACGAGGCGCUGCCCAACUACCUGGAGGACGAUAAGAUCAACCUGGGGAAGCUGCAGCACCUGUACAGCAACAUCAAUGACCUGCUGGCCAUCCAUAAAUGCAAGCCCCCAUUCGAAGCCAACAAGGACCUUCUCCACCUGCUCACGCUCUCUCUAGACCUGUAUUACACAGAGGACCAGAUCUACGAGCUGUCCUACACCAAGGAGCCCAAGAACCCCAAGAUCCAGCCUGUUGCUCCGGUGAAGGCUCCUGUGGUGGCUGAGUGGGGGUCAGGGGUCACCCCUAGGCUGGACCCUGUUACAAUCUCCAAACACGUCAAACAGAUGGUGGAUUCUAUCAUGAAGAACUACGACCUUAAUAUGGAUGGCUACAUCUCACUGGAGGACUUUGAGAAAAUAGCUGCCAAUUUCCCUUUCUCCUUCUGCACACAUGAGAGUGACAGGGAAGGGAAGAUCAGUCGGGAGGAGAUCACGUCCUACUUUAUGAGAGGGAUGUCCGUGUGUGCCAAGCUUGGCUUCAACCUGCACAACCUGCACAACUUUCAUGAGACCACCUACAAGAAACCCACGUUCUGUGACAGCUGUGGUGGCUUUAUGUGGGGUGUUAUAAAGCAAGGGUAUCACUGCAAGGAUUGUGGAGUGAACUGUCAUAAGAGCUGUAAGGACCAGGUCGGGACAGAGUGUCCAAAGAGGCUCACAGUCUCUGGGGGCUCCUGUCCCUGCACCCCUGGCCCAGUGACCGGCCUCCGCGCCAAGGGCAACAGCUGGAGUUCUGAGGAGGAGACUUUUGUUUUUCCUCACGGAAACGGCUCAGAGGUCUCCAAGGGAAACACCACGCCCGACAGUGAUGCAGAAGGCUCCGUGCUGUCAGACUGGUCCACGCAGACAGACACAGGGGUGUGGAGUCCAGAUGAGGCCAGUCAGAGAGGACAUCACAAGCCUCACUCCCUUCUGCAGAAGAGUGCCUCAGUAUCGGACAGAUUCUUGGCCAGCUCUGCUCCUGGGUUCAUUCUCUCAGAGAAACUGGAGGAGCUAAAACUGAACAAAGACAAGAGGAGAGAGCCAGACUGA
Molecule: messenger RNA, 2187 nt
Organism: Chanos chanos (milkfish)
Lineage: Eukaryota; Metazoa; Chordata; Actinopteri; Gonorynchiformes; Chanidae
Gene: rasgrp4
Product: RAS guanyl releasing protein 4
Exons: 17
Coding region: 1-2187 (728 amino acids)
Biological process (GO): Ras protein signal transduction
Cellular component (GO): plasma membrane
Molecular function (GO): guanyl-nucleotide exchange factor activity; calcium ion binding
Source: RefSeq, a predicted model, not a curated record